Anoplophora glabripennis (Asian longhorned beetle) is the source of this 2330-nucleotide messenger RNA. RefSeq names its product protein FAM122A. Lineage: Eukaryota; Metazoa; Arthropoda; Insecta; Coleoptera; Cerambycidae. The transcript has 3 exons. The coding region runs from base 168 to 1025 and encodes 285 amino acids. Gene Ontology annotation, molecular function: protein serine/threonine phosphatase inhibitor activity. The record is from RefSeq and is a predicted model, not a curated record.
UGUCUGAAGAAACGCUUCAAUAAGUAAAUUAUCUGUCAAGUUUAUCGAGUGGCUAAAAAUUGAAUGUACAGGAUAAAUUCUCGACGUAAAUGGAGUGCUAAUUUCCAUGAGUAGCAGGGGUCAAAUGUUACCAUUAAAUAAUAUCAGGUUGGUGACAAGGAUCCUGAAUGUCAUCAAUAAAUUCCCAGUCUGUAGCUAUGGACGUUGACGGUCCGACCAACGGACCCGGCACUCUGAAACGAUGCUCUAGUGCCCCCAUGAUCAACGAAGUAAAUUCUGUAAUGACUACGACUAAUGCUUCUACAACAUCUAACAGGGACCAACAACCCUUUAAUAACUUAUUUGGAUCUUCUUCCCAAACAAGGACAAGAAGGUUUAGUGCAAGCUUUAGUCAAGUUCCAGGUUCACCAGUUUCUGGUCUUCGAUUGACUCCUAGAAUCAACCAGUUACGGCAAGAAGAGCAUGAAGGGAUAAGCAAUAGUAGAGAAGUGAUACAUGAACGAGAGGUCCACCACGCCAUGCAAAUAUCUCAGUCUUGGGAAGAUUUGAAUUUAAUGUCAGAUUCAAAUGAAGUAAAAACUGGAAAAAUGGGACUUUUGCAAAUAUCACUACCACCUUCCACCGGUUUAAUAUGUAACUCUCCGUCUCCCACCCGAACUGGUUUCCAAAGUCCGACUAGGUCUAGAACGAUCACUAUCAGGCGCAGUGCCAGUCCAGUCCUCAGGCCGAGUCCACUCAGAAUUAAAAGAAAACUCGAUGAUGACAAACUGGACUUUCACGCAAGUCCUAGGGCAAAAAGGUUUUACAGUUAUUCAGGUAUUGACAGGGGUGGUCUACUUACAACUGGUAAUUCCUUACCGCCUGGGUCGUUAAGUUCAGUGGGGACUCCUGAGUCUCUGUCUAGCGCCGAUUCGCCAGGGUUUAAUUUUAGAAAUGUAGAUAGCCCUUCCCCUAGCCGUGCAAUGCCAGCAGAGCCUAUGAUAGUUUCCAAAAACGAUCAAGAAAUGACGGAAACCCCAAGUUAAAUUUUUAUGAUAUUUCAGAUUAUUAUUACAUUUAAAGGUGUGAAAGAGAUAGUAAGCAGCAUGCUGAGUGUAAUAAUGAAGAUUCAGCAUAAACAUUUUUAUUUAUAUAACAGUACAGGAUUGAAAUCUGUGCCACAAUGUCGAGCUGUAUACAUAUUUUGCAGGAGGUUAAACCAAAGCUAAGUAAAUGAUACAUUUUUUUUGCUUUUAAAUUUGAAUCUGAUGAACUGAUCGAUAACAUAUUUAAAUAACUGGACAUGCAAAAUCUGGAAGAAAUGAUUUUGUAUACAUAUGUUUCUGUGAAAUGUUUAAUAGUUAAGGAUAAAUCGUGACAAAAUUACAAUUUUUUUUAAACUCUAAAAAUUAUGUUGACUAAAAUUUUUACUAUGCUUAAUAAAUAGACGUGGAUUGACAAAAUUACUUAUUAUUUGAGGUACUCAAAGAACAGAUAAUAGGUUAAAAAAUAAAAAGCAACAAUAUGAGGGAAGGACAGCACUGGUCGUACAACCUCAAAUGAAUUUAAUAAGCAUAUUUUUACUCAGCAUCUUACAAAAUGUAAAUAUGGAUGUCUGUCGAAGAAAAUAGUAAAAAAUAAUUAUUUAAAUUUGUUGGAUGUUCAACCAAAGUUUAAUUCAACUUAUUAAUUUCAAAAUUGAGAGAAAUUUGACAAACUCCAUGUUAUAAUAAAUUGUGUGAAAUGGUAUAUAAAUUCAGCGUUUCAGAAUAACAUACCUUAAAUUCUUGGGUAAUUGAAUAUUAAAAAUGAGAUUUUUCCCAAUAUACUACGGGUUUGUUUUUCUGUUUUCAAGAUAUAAAAUGUUAAAAUUAGUAUUUUUUUUCUUUUUUAAUAAAUCUUGUCGAUAUAUUCAAAAGUAUUCCAUACAGGGACGUAUGGAAUAAGGGUGUUCCUAAGGACGUAGGGGGCGAUUGCCCAGGGCGGCCUGUACCACAGGAGAGGCCGAAGAUCUGUCUAGGUUUUUUGGUAGGCAUUAGCACAUCUUAAUUACCUUUUAUUAAUUUUCAUAUAGGUUAUAAGAACAUUUGUUAUGCUACAAUCUAGGAAUAUUUUCGUUUACAACUUGGUUAGGAUUUUGGAUAUAGGGGAAAGUCGGGUAGCCCCGGACACUUAAAUGAAUUGUAAAUAAAAAUACGAUACAAAGAAAGAUACGUUCUCAUCACUGAAAUAAGCAUGUUGAAUUAGAAAAUCCACCCUUAAGCGUGCUCAGGGGGUGAAAUCAUUCCCAAAAAUAGAGAAUAUCAGAAGUAAUUGUAAAAAUUCUAAGAAAAAUACAUAUGUUAAGAUAA